This is a messenger RNA of Zea mays, 1454 nucleotides long. Its product is annotated as transcription factor HY5. Lineage: Eukaryota; Viridiplantae; Streptophyta; Magnoliopsida; Poales; Poaceae. Gene Ontology annotation, molecular function: DNA-binding transcription factor activity, RNA polymerase II-specific. The record is from RefSeq and is a predicted model, not a curated record. Gene Ontology annotation, biological process: red or far-red light signaling pathway; regulation of photomorphogenesis; response to red light. The transcript is spliced from 3 exons. Gene Ontology annotation, cellular component: nucleus. Bases 554 to 1117 code for a protein of 187 amino acids.
UUCCAUUGUUAAAAAAACAUGAUUAUAGGAAAGCUUUGUGGCAGCCAACAGUGAAUAGACGAGGCGUGUGAUUGGAAGUGACAAGAGGGCACGAUCGGAGGGAUGGACACGCAGCUACGCGUUCCAGAGGUCGCCGUCAGAUGCGGUGGAGUCGUGUAUGGUGCCGCGCCGCGCCACGCUUCCCCGGUCCCCGCCGUAGGAUGGUGGUGCCGUGCACCGCGGGGAUGGCGUCUCAUCCAAAGACAACCCCACCGACCUCCAUUCGUCUCCCCCCUCGCCCAGCGCCCACCUCUUCCGUCCUCCUGUUUCCCGUCCCGCACAGCGCUACGCACACAGACUAUAUUUCUCUCUCUCUCUCGUCCUCUAUCGCUCGUCCGAUCUGCAUCUGCUUUUCUUCCCCCCCCUCCGCGUGUCCCCUGUCCCUUCCGGCGUGCGCGAAGAUUUGAUUUUUUUUUUGUCGGGGAGAAGGCGGAGUAAGACAGACCAGGCCGCGGGAGGAAGGAGAUCCUGAUCUGUUCUUGGAGUGGGGAGGCGAGGAGAGGAGAGGAGGAAGAUGGCGGCGCAGGAGCAGGAGCACGAGAAGCAGCAGGCGAAGACGAGCACCACGAGCUCGCUCCCCUCCAGCAGCGAGCGCUCCUCCAGCUCCGCCCCCAACAACCUUAGGGAAGGAGGCGUGGAGAGCGACGAGGAGAUACGGCGGGUGCCGGAGCUGGGCGGCGCGUCGGCGUCGGCGUCGGCCUCGUCGGGCGCGGGCAAGGAGGACGGCGCGCGGGCGGUGGCCGCGGGGGCGCAGGGGCACCCUCCGGCGGCCGGGAAGAAGCGCGGCCGCGCCCCGGGGGACAAGGAGCAGAACCGGCUGAAGCGGCUGCUGCGGAACCGCGUGUCGGCGCAGCAGGCGCGGGAGCGGAAGAAGGCGUACCUGACGGAGCUGGAGGCGCGGGCCAAGGACCUGGAGCUCCGCAAUGCGGAGCUCGAGCAGCGGGUGUCCACGCUCCAGAACGAGAACAACACGCUCCGCCAGAUUCUGAAGAACACGACGGCGCACGCGAGCAAGAGGAGCGGCGGCGGCGGCAAGGGUGGAGACGGCGGCAAGAAGCACCACUUCGCCAAGAGCUAAUGAGAAUUGAGGGACUGAGGGAGGGAGCUGGUUCGUGCUCUGCUCGCGCUCGCCUCACCUGACCAUUGUUGGUGGUGGUUGAUGUUGCUGUUGCUGAUGACGUAUUCUCUUUUUUUUUCUCCUUUUUUCCCCUAAUUUCUACUGUACCUGUGUUCCUCUUGUCUCGCUGAUUCACUGUUUUUUAACGUAGCAAAUCCCGUCUCCCCGGCCGCUGCUGUGCUGGGACUGACUACUCACCACUGCUGUAGGGAUGUGGUUGUUUUUGGGGGCGUUUUGUACUGGUCUUGAAAGGAGAAGCCUUUAUGGAAUAGAUAGAUCUUUCGGCAGGGUUUGAAGC